UUUCAACAGAGAACGUAUAUUAUAUGAUAUGAUUUAAACGGCUACAGCAUACAACAACAACAACAAAUUUAAUUGGCAGAAAAUAUAUGGCUGCUUUUGUAUGAUUCGUUCACAUCGAGGCGGCGCAAAGCAAAGCUAACCAAAAUGUUGCGCAACUUUCAUCUUUUUACGCUUUUCCAAGCAACAGUCGCCAUUUUUAUUACAAAGAAGCGUGAAAAGCCAAGCGUUCCUUCUAACAUACCCUUUGCUUUCUUCGCUUCUUUGCUGAAUUAUGAAUUGUGAAGCAUGUAUAUGAAUCAGCUCUGUAUUGCAUCUAUCGGUUAAAUCAUUUGUUAAUUACUCAAGAGCGCUACAAGAAAUUUCCGUUAAAGUUUCUAUGUGUUUCUUAAAGCGAACGAUAAAUAUAACCGAAAAUCUUGUUUUAGUGUAUCAUUUAUCUCUUAUUUAUGCAUUGGGCUUAUGAGCUGCACGGUGCAUGGAUAAGUUUCCACGCUUACUAUUUCAAUGUUUUAGAUUUCCAGUAGUCAUCACUUGCUGAAAAACAUCCACUACAUAAUAACUUUCAUUAUAACUCUCAACUAAUAGAGAACGUAUAUAUACGUUCUCUGCAACUAAUUUAAAAAAUCUCUUAUGGCAACAUUGUAAACAGCCACUAUUAUGUCAGAGAAUGUAGAUUAUAUUUUACAUCCUCUGCUAUUAUGUGUCAUUUUGACAAUUGGUUUUUUGACAUUUGUAUUUUGCGGUGAACGUGCUUUCAUUCGAGACACAUGCAAAAUGUCUGAGGUGUUUCAUCGGCCUGGGCCGUUAAAGCAAACCAAUAAAGCUCACAAAACUGGGCGACAUCGAUCGAAAGGAGCUAUAGAAAAUGCAUUGAAAGGUCGGGUUUCACUUAAAGUGGUGUCGCAUAAACACAAACAAGAACAACGAAGAGAGCAGCGUAGACACCAAAUGAAUCAAAUGCGUAAAAAGAAACGAGAGGAGGCGAGAUUAGAAAAAUUACAGUUAGGAACUCAACACAGUGCUCCAUUCAUGGUUUGCAUAUUGCCAAUGCAUCAACAAAUUGACGCGAGGUCAGCUUUAGCUAUAUUAGAGAGUUGCGACCCUGAAUCUGUUGUGCAAAGGACAGACACUGGAGUUACCUAUAUAAAUCUACCACGUUUCAAGCAAAGAUUUUCUUUCAUUAUUCCACCAAUAGGCCGAGGAAGUGAGGUAGAAGUGUUGGAUUACUUAAAGACUUGUGAUACGACCUUACUGUUAACUUCUGCAGCUAUGGGAGAAGAUGAGGUAUUUGAUCGGUGGGGUCACCGUAUUUUCAAUAUGAUAUCUGCUCAAGGAAUACCCUCUCCAAUAGUAGCACUAAUGGAUUUAGAAUCAAUAAACCCUAAAAAGCGAGGUGAUGUUAAGUCGUCUGUUCAGAAAUUUAUUUCAAAGGUGUUGCCGAAAGAAAAAAUUAUGCAACUGGAUACCAAUGCCGAAGGUCUCAACGUUAUGCGCCGUAUUGGUGGACAAAAAAAGAAUAUACUUCCAAAUAAAACAAAUAGGCCUCACUUAUUCAGUGAUAAAAUUGAAAUUGCAGCUCAGUCAAAUCAAUUAGAUAAUAAUAAUACUUUGAAAGUAACUGGAUUUUUGCGUGGAGCACCACUUAAUGAAAAUUCACUUGUACACAUUCCUGGAUUGGGAGAUUUUCAAAUGCAACAGAUAGUUUCAGCACAUGAUUCUUUUAAAUUAGAUAAACGAACUGAACAAUUACAAGUACAAGUUCGAGUAGCAGACCAACAGAAGCAAACUACAUUGCAAAAAGAAAAUAUACCAGAUGCUAUGGAUGCAGAACAGACAUGGCCAACUGAAGAAGAAAUCAAAGCAGCACAAGAAGAAACAAAGAAAACUAAGUUAGUCAAACGUGUACCUAAAGGAUGGAGUACAUAUCAGGCUGCUUGGAUCCCAGAUGCUGAAGCGGUUGAAGCAAAAGAUGAUGCUAGUAACGAUGGAAGUGACAUGAGUGGUAGUGAUGAGGAAAAUGAAGAUGAUGAAGAUGAAUUCAUGUCUUGCGAAAAUCAAUCUUUCGACGGAGAAGUGCAAAAGCCCGAUUCAGAUACAGAAGAGUUUGUGGAAACAGCUUCGGUAUCAGACGCUGCAAUAAAUGAAGAAAAAUAUGAUCUCCAAAUGGACUUUCAUGAAGAACGCGAAACGAUGAAAAAACUAAAGGAAGCUCGUGUCGAUGAAUUGUGGCCGGAUGAAAUUGAUACACCGCUAGAUGUAGAAGCGCGAGACCGCUUCCAAAAAUAUCGUGGUCUAGAAUCGUUUAGAACCUCUCCAUGGGAUGUGAAGGAGAAUUUACCUUAUGAUUAUGCGCGCAUUUACCAAUUUCAAAAUUUUGAUCGGACAAAACGUCGAAUUAUUUCCGAGGCUAAGGAAGUUGAUGGAUUUCAGCAUGGCGCCUAUGUAACCAUAUACAUCAUAAAUGUGCCGCAAACUAAAUGGUUGGCCUAUAUAUCAGCGCGUCAAACCAAAGGUCUUGUCAUAUAUGGUUUACUACCACAUGAGCACCAGAUGUCAGUGAUGAAUGUUGUGCUUAAGCGACUGCCCGAUUCUGAGGCACCAAUAAAGUCAAAAGAGACUUUAAUUAUACAAUGUGGAUAUCGCCGCUUUGUUGUAAAUCCAAUUUUCAGUCAGCAUACAAAUGGAGACAAACACAAAUAUGAACGUUACUUCCGACCACACACAACCGUCUGUGCUACUUUCUUUGCACCAAUUCAGUUUCCCCCUGCUCCUGUACUAGCUUUCAAAUUAAAUCCCGAUUCAACUUUAGCGCUAGUCGCACGCGGUUGUGUGCUUUCCUGUAAUCCAGAUAGAAUAGUAUUGAAACGAAUUGUCUUAAGUGGACAUCCAAUGCGAAUCAAUCGCAAAUCAGCGACAGUGCGUUAUAUGUUUUUCAAUAAAGAGGAUGUCGAUUAUUUCAAGCCAGUUAAACUACGCACAAAAUGUGGGCGCUUGGGUCACAUAAAAGAAUCUUUGGGAACUCACGGUCACAUGAAAUGUAUGUUCGAUGGACAGCUACGUUCUUAUGAUACAGUUUUUAUGUAUCUAUAUAAGCGGGUAUACCCGAAAUGGACCUACGAGGAGUGUCUGAUAUGUAGCGAUAAAGAUGAACACCAGCUUGAGGACGAAAAAAUGGAAUAACUCGAUUAACAUAUAUAUUAUAGUAAAUGUACUUUUAAUAUUUAUUACGAAAAGUGCAAACCCUAUAAAGUUUUCAAUACAUGAACAUUGUUGUUUGUUAUUAUACAAUACACUUUAUGGUGUUUCUAAAAAAUACCCUGUGAGGAAUGUAAGUAAUUAGGUUUGGAACAAAACCAAGUGACUUCAGGAAAUGAUCUGGACUGGUUUGUUGUAAAUAAAUAAUUGCUAUCUGAGAAAGUA
This is a messenger RNA of Bactrocera oleae (olive fruit fly), 3420 nucleotides long. RefSeq names its product Tsr1 ribosome assembly factor (gene Tsr1). Gene Ontology annotation, cellular component: preribosome, small subunit precursor; nucleus. Gene Ontology annotation, molecular function: GTPase activity; GTP binding; U3 snoRNA binding. Gene Ontology annotation, biological process: maturation of SSU-rRNA from tricistronic rRNA transcript (SSU-rRNA, 5.8S rRNA, LSU-rRNA); endonucleolytic cleavage of tricistronic rRNA transcript (SSU-rRNA, 5.8S rRNA, LSU-rRNA); ribosome biogenesis. The record is from RefSeq and is a predicted model, not a curated record. Lineage: Eukaryota; Metazoa; Arthropoda; Insecta; Diptera; Tephritidae.